Molecule: messenger RNA, 1638 nt
Organism: Talaromyces proteolyticus
Lineage: Eukaryota; Fungi; Ascomycota; Eurotiomycetes; Eurotiales; Trichocomaceae
Product: putative hexokinase
Exons: 1
Coding region: 1-1638 (545 amino acids)
Biological process (GO): glycolytic process; intracellular glucose homeostasis; glucose 6-phosphate metabolic process
Cellular component (GO): cytosol; mitochondrion
Molecular function (GO): ATP binding; D-glucose binding; mannokinase activity
Source: RefSeq, a predicted model, not a curated record
AUGGCGGCGCCACUCGUUAAGGUCCUGCAUCGCAUGCAGGAGCUCUUCCACAACCUCGUCGCCGCCUUGGAGGCCGCCCUCUUCGGCGACAACUCGGCUCGCCGCCAGCGCAGGGUAUAUCGCACCGACCGCACGCCGCGUCGCUCGCUCGAUGACCUGAUUCAGGAGGUCGAUCGUCUGUUCAAUGCCCCGCUUGGCCUGCAAAACAUGCUCGCCAUGUCCGCCCGGAUCCAGGAGCAGCUCAAAGCCUGUCUGGAGUCCAACCCAGCCUGCAUGCUCCCCUCGUACAGCUACGCCUUGCCUACGGGCAAGGAGACCGGCACCUUCCUCGCCUUGGACGUGGGCGGUUCCAAUUUCCGUGUCGCACUGAUCGAACUCGCCGGCCGGGAACAGGGAAUGAAGAUUGUGAAUGCGACAUCCACCGCGAUCGAUGAGCAGGUCAAGGCAUUGCAAGGAACUGACUUUUUCGACUGGAUGGCCGAGCGUAUUGACACGAUUCUGGCGGGCGUUGGUGAGAAAUACGGCCGUGAGGAAAAUCCUCUGUCGAUUGGCUUGUCAUGGUCUUUCCCCGUCGAACAAACCUCGGUCAACAGUGGCAAUCUACAGAAUAUGGGUAAAGGGUUUCGCUGCGCCGACGGAAUUGUCGGCCAAGAUUUGGGCGGAUUGAUUGUGGCGGCGUGCCGGAAGCGCGCGCUGAAUGUUCGUUUGGACGCUAUUGUGAACGACAGCUCGGCUACGCUAUUGACUCGUGCCUACGUUGAUCCCAAGACUCGCAUGUCGCUUAUUCUUGGAACCGGUACUAACGCUGCAGUGCACUUUCCUGUCCACGAAAUUGGCCUAACCAAGUUCGGUGCGCGACCGCCGAGCUGGUUUGAACGCGCGAAGCAUGUUAUCGUGAAUACCGAACUGAGCAUGUUCGGCGGCAAGGUGCUGCCGAUGACGCGCUGGGACGAUGUCCUGAACCGUACACAUCUGCGUCCGGAUUUCCAGCCUCUGGAAUACAUGAUUACGGGUCGUUAUUUAGGUGAAAUCGUGCGUUUGAUUAUUGUUGAAGCCGUGGAAACCGCCGGAUUAUUCGGCGGAGAACUGCCGCAUUCGAUGAAAGACCCUUAUACCCUCGACACGUCGAUUGCCGCCUUCAUUGAAGGUGACACUUCGCCGUCUCUCGCCCCGUCUGCUGCGCUCCUGCAAAAGAACCACACUUUCCCUGUGACCCCAACUGUUGAAGAUCUCACCUUUAUCCGCCUCGUCUGCAAGUGCGUGUCGAAGCGAUCCGCUGGAUACCUGUCCACAGCAAUCCACAGCAUGUGGUGCCUGCGCAAUGAGGCGGAAUUUUCAACUGCGUCGACCACCGAAUCUGUCAAGAAAAUCGAGCCUCAGGAGGUGACUGUGACGGAGAUAGAAGAGCCAACCAAAAAUCUGAGCAUUGCCUGCGACGGCAGCGUGAUCAACAAAUACCCUGGUUUCCGUGACCAAUGCCAAACCUACCUCAACAUGCUCACGCGCGAGUCUGAGCCGGUGUCGAGCGAGGACGACGCAGCAUCUAUCACGUUGGAACUUGCCAAUGAGAGCGCCAUCUUUGGCGCAGCUGUGGCAGUUGCCAUCUCAGUUGCUGAGCGAGAGCCAAUCUCACUUUGA